AUGUAUAGGCAGAUAGGCCGUGCAUAUGUACAUUAUUUCAUGACAACAGCGCUACGAGGUAGUUUUCGGAACCAGCCUUUUGAGGUUAUAAUUUUGUUUACAAUCUUCCUCACUCAGUCUUAGUUUCCGAAGUCGUUCCUGUUUUAUCAUGUUACGCGAAAUAAUCUGUAAAUUGUGUUAUGUUCUAUCCCUCUCAAGUCUUCCAUCCCUAAAACUUUAAUUUCUCGGAGAUUACUUAAUCCUUUCACAAAUGAGCAACGAAUGAAAUAAUCACAGCCGUCCGCGGCCGUACCAGCCUUGAUUGCCUUGAUCUGCCUGAAACUGAAAGGUGCACAUCCAACUGAUCUGUCAUUGCCGGCUGCUGCUAGAUAGGAUACGCAAAAAUAAUCUCCGUGUCAUUUCUUCAACUGUAAAUCCUCGCUUUCUUAAAUAGUCUCAAGUAGCAUGGCAGAUGAGAGUACGGAGUCUUUUGGAAAUGCAGUGGCCUCUCAUUACAAUAGUAUUGAAGAUGUAGGAGGUCGUGAGAGACAGAAAAGUCGAAUAGUACACUUGAGGAAUUUCAACAACUGGAUUAAAGGAAUGCUGAUUGACCAUUACUUGAAAAAAGUAAGUGAAAAAAAGAAGCAUAGAGAGCCCCUUAAGGUGCUGGACUUAGCAUGUGGUAAAGGUGGUGACUUGUUAAAGUGGAACCAGCUGCAAGUAACGCACGUAGUUGGUGUGGACAUUGCAGAAGGCUCAAUUGAAGAUUGUAAGAACCGAUACAAUUUUUUGUGCAACAGGAAUUCCAAAGAACGGAAAGACCAUAUUUUCAAGGGACAUUUUUUUGCAGCUGAUUGCACAAAGACUCGACUCCGAUCAAAAUAUGAUGAUCCAACCACUAAAUUUAGUAUUGUCAGCUGUCAGUUUGCGUUUCACUACUGCUUUGAAAGUCUUCCACAAGCAGAGCAAAUGCUUCAGAAUGUUUCUGAGUGUUUAGAACCAGGCGGCUAUUUUAUAGGAACUUUACCAGAUGCUAACACCAUUGUAAGUAGACACAGGCAAGCUGGUAACAAGAAAUUUGGUAAUGAAAUUUAUCACAUAGAAGUUGAAGAUUCAAGCUUUAGUUUAUUUGGCGCUAAGUAUGAUUUUCACCUGAAGGGAGUCGUUAACUGCCCUGAAUUUUUAGUUUAUUUCCCUGUUUUUUUAAGGUUAGCGGAAAAAUAUGAUUUAGUAUUGAUAGAGAAGAAAAGCUUCCCUGAUUAUUUCAAUGAAAUGAAAGAUACUGAUAGAGGUAAAAUGCUGUUGCAAAAGAUGUCAGCCUUAGAGAGUUACCCUCCAUACCGGGAAAAAGAAUUGGUUGGAGAAGAGUCUGAUUAUGAACAUGUAGCAAAAUUCAAGAGUUUAUCCAGUGAAGAUAAAGAAGAAAGCCCUAUGAAAAGGAUAGGCACUCUCACAGCCAGUGAAUGGGAAGUAGCAGGUUUGUACCUAGUAUUCGCUUUUCAAAAAAGGAAGCCAUCCUGAGAGACCUGCAGAGGAGAUACAUAUGCUUUCCUAGAUAAGAAACAAUUUUUAGGUGAUCAGAUCGGGCAGUAAGAGUGGCAACAGAGACAAGGGAAAAUGAAUCCCCCAAGUGUUCCUGGGGUUCAGUUCCAGAACUUUCAUGCUCAAAUCAAACUUUCAUGCUGGAGUACACCUAAACCAUCAGUAUAAUCGGUUUUUUCUUGCAUUAAUGGUUGAAGAGAAAAUCUAUAGACCUUACUUCCUGGAUGACCCUUGUAGAUCCAUUGUCUUCAAUGACAUCCCAUUGUUUAUAACAUGGUCAGUGGUUUUUUUACAUGAAUUUUAAAUUUUUUAUUGAAGCUUUGUAAGAUAAAAUAAAAUAAAGAUCCUGGAAUACUAUGGAAUAAAAUGUAUAUUUUUAAUCAAAUCAGCUGGUUGGCAGCUAUCUUGAAUUCUAUGUAAAAAUUGGUCAAGUUAUUUUUUGCAAGGCUGGACACUGAUUCAAUCUCUGCUUUGCUGUUGAGUUUUUUUAAUAUACUAAUCUGAAACAAAACAACAA
This is a messenger RNA of Bemisia tabaci, 2038 nucleotides long. The record is from RefSeq and is a predicted model, not a curated record. Lineage: Eukaryota; Metazoa; Arthropoda; Insecta; Hemiptera; Aleyrodidae.